AUGAUUCGGAUGGUGACUGGAUUCAAGCCAUCUCUCUCCCACUCUUUGCCAUUCCCUUCUUCAUCCCAUUCAACCAGCAGUUCCAUGCAUGGGCACAUGAAAUUAUCCCCAACGUCCAACAGCAAUGCUGCCUCCCGAUCCAUGUACUGUACUUGGUGUGCAAACGGCCUAGUACGUGCUCACCCUACCCAGGAACUGGGUACUGGUACAGUCCUGACGGCGCUGCAUUGCUCUGCGACCACCCCCCCCGGCCAGGACGCCGCCAAAGCGUGGGGUCGAGGCAGAUGCGCGCUUCUGGCUGGCUUACCCGACCCUUUCAACCCAGCCGCUAUUGGAGCCCUCGCAGAUCCACCAUCAUCAUCGUUGCGCCCGUCGUCAAUCGAGAAAUCGUCGCCGUCGUCGUCGCCCUCCUCGUCGCCCAUAUUGCACCCUAUUGCUAUCCUCCCUCCCUCCACCGCCGCCACAGUGAAUGCACCUGUCCCUCUGUUUGCCGUCUCCGUUGUCCCCUCUCACUCCCAACCCUUUCUCUGCUCUGCUGUCCCGGACGACAGCAAAUUAGGGACCUGGCCGCCAAACGCCGUCGCAACCCGCACCUCACUCCACCAACAGCACCCGCAACUCCCACCACGUUUCCCUCCUCCUCACCAACCCACCGCCAACCUGGAGUCCAACCCGCAGGCUGCGCUUGACAUGUCGUCGGCAGCCUCCCGCCAGGGUGUGCUCGCCCACUCGUCCAUUUUUCCCGCCCUCAAGAACGAUGCAGACGCUGCCGAUCUGGGUUCGCCCGAAGAAAUGCAGCAAAACGACCCGCUGGCUACCCAGGUGUGGAAGUUGUACUCCAAGGCCAAAACCCAGCUGCCAAACAGCGAGCGCAUGUCCAACUUAACAUGGCGGAUGAUGGCUAUGAAUAUGCGACGGGAGCGCCAAAGUCGCAAUCGCAUACAGGAAGAAGCCGAAGAGGAAGACGCGCGAGUCGACUUCACGACUCCCUCCAUGGCUGCGCCCGCCAGGCCGGCGCCCAAGAGCGCUCCCAGCGGCAUCGCACAGCAACUGAGGAAAUCCGUGGACCAGCGAGCCCAAACCCCGACGCCGCAGUCGCAAGAUGUCAUGAAUCUCGACGAUUUCAUCUUGCCGUCGUCGGUCGGUUCUCCAGCAGGCCUGCCUCCCUCUCCGUCGAAUGAGAGCAAACCCAUGCCCAAUGUAGCUGCCCCAGCGAUACCGAUAAGGAAGCCCAAUCAGUCCUCCCACCACAACGACCUCGACCUCGACCUCUCCCUCGCCCGUGCAUCUGCUCCCUCCGUUCCUCCUGUCGUUCACCGCGAGAAUGAAUUUGGUUAUGUUCAGAGGCACGUUCGAAAGACUAGCAUUGACGAGCGACGUCCGCCCAAGCGGCGAGCAGAGGCUUCUCCUCAAGUCCCUCCCGUGAAUAACAUGAUGAUGGCCAACAACCCCGACGACGACGCUGCUCUGCACCAAUACUCGCUCGAUCACCAGCCCAUGCCGUCGUCCAGCUUCAAUGCUCCCCAACCUCAAGUGCCCUUCUCCAUAGACACCUUCAACCUCCACGACGACGCCAUCAUACACUCCGCCGGACCCUUCCAGUCAAACUUCGGCUUCUCUCCCGUCGGCUCACCCAUGAUGACGCAAGCACCUUCAUACUCCAACCUCUACAACCCCAACUCGAUGGCCUCGUCCCUCAACUCCACCGACUACUACUCCCCGCCCAGCUCCGCCUUCCCAUCGACCGUCUCGACCCCGCAGCCCAUGAACGAGGAGAACACGGUGUACUUUGAUCGCAAUGGCAUGGACAUUCGCGGUGCGCACUCGACCAACCACUCGUUUGGCCCUCACCGACCGUCCAAUCUAUCGUCGUCGAUGCAACCGCCGUACAUAUUCAACCCAGGCAGCACAGGAGCCGAGUCCAUGUUCGGGUCCGUCACAAGCGUGGGCGCUUCUACACCCUUUUCCGCAACCGCCUUUAGCCAACCCAGUACCAGCAUGGAUCCCUCGCAAAUGAUGCAUCACAACCUCACUUUGAGACAAGACAACAUGCCGAUUCCUCGACACGAGAACAUGUUCACAUUUGGGGCCGACUCGGACGUUGAAGACGAAGACGGCGGCGCUUUUCCGGACCGAACCAUGCCAGCUCAGAACGAAUUCUCCUCGCUGGAUGACGGUUCCCUCGACUUCAACGCCAACUUCCAGUGGGAGACGAGCCUUUCCAACCAGUUUAACCCCAUUCCAGCCCGCUACCCAGGAGGCCCGCCUCGCAAAACUGUCACCAUUGGUCCGACCGAGAUGGUUUCUUCACCGCAAGACCACUGGAGCGGCGCUGGUAGUCUCGGCCGGACUCACGGGUCGGCGGCAUCUGUGAGCGACAUACGCAAUCGGGGCAACGAUCCUCGACGGCAGAAGAUACCCCGCACUAGUUCCACUCCCAAUGCAGCAGGCUUGGCUUUGCAGAUGCAAGGAAGGCCGCAAUCCUCGCCCAAUUCUCCACCAGAGUCCGGCUUCAGCUCAGCAGCUCCAUCCCGUCCGCAGAGCCCCAGUGGUAUCAAGCCAGGCGAGCCCAGCAAUGCGCCCACCACCUGCACCAACUGCUUCACUCAGACCACGCCCCUGUGGCGCCGCAACCCCGAAGGCCAGCCUUUGUGCAAUGCUUGUGGGCUGUUUUUGAAGUUGCACGGCGUCGUCCGGCCACUGUCGCUCAAGACGGACGUCAUCAAGAAGAGAAAUCGAGGCAGCGGCAAUACGGCGCCCGUCAGUGGAACCGUGUCUAGAUCUUCCAAGAAGUCUUCCCGCAAGAACUCGUUGGCCCAAACCCCCGUCACAACGCCGACAUCAGGAAAAGGCGCAGAAUCCGAGUCUCCCAAGUCUACAGGAUCCGCUAGUGCUGGAGCUGGUGGAUUAGCCGCCGGUAGCGCUAAUUCGUCAUCAAUGGCUGCUUCCAAUGUCAAACCCGGCGGUGUAGUACCCAUUGCACCUGGUCCGCCGAAACCCCUACCAGCCAAUGCCGCCAAUACCGCACAGGCUCGCAGCGCUGUUGCACCCAAGCGGGCGCGAAGACAGAGCAAAGCGGAUCUGGAAAUGGCAGAUGCCGACGACACAAGUGGAAAGACUGCCUCGACACCGCGAAGAAAAGAGUCUGUCGCUUCCACAGCAAGUUCAGCACAGCCCCAGAAUUUGGGAAGCUUACCCAUGGGUGCUAUGGGCCAGGGAUUGACAAACUCUGGUCCACAAGAGUGGGAAUGGCUUACAAUGUCCCUCUAA
This is a messenger RNA of Periconia digitata, 3270 nucleotides long. The record is from the annotation of a GenBank genome assembly. NCBI's taxonomy places the organism in Eukaryota, Fungi, Ascomycota, Dothideomycetes, Pleosporales, Periconiaceae.